Molecule: messenger RNA, 1058 nt
Organism: Spea bombifrons (plains spadefoot toad)
Lineage: Eukaryota; Metazoa; Chordata; Amphibia; Anura; Pelobatidae
Product: pulmonary surfactant-associated protein D-like
Exons: 6
Coding region: 14-1030 (338 amino acids)
Source: RefSeq, a predicted model, not a curated record
GAGAACGGCAGAAAUGGGCAUUUCCAAAAACGUGGCCACUCUCACAUUUUUGGUGGUUCUGCAGUUAUCGCACCGCGUGCUUUCAGACACAGACAACAAGUGCCUGAUUGUGCAAGGGCAGCCGGGUCUCAACGGCCGCGAUGGAAGAGACGGGGCCAACGGUUUAAAAGGUGACCCAGGUCCUCCUGGACCAGCUGGAGCUCCAGGUUUGAAAGGGAGCUUAGGAGCUCCAGGUAAAGCAGGACCUCAGGGGCUGAAAGGAAACCAAGGAGACAAAGGAACCCAAGGUGUCCAAGGACUAAAAGGGGAGAAGGGGUCACUUGGUCCUGUUGGAACACAAGGUGCCAAAGGGGCUUCAGGUGGCACUGGACCUCCAGGAAUUCCAGGCGCUAAAGGAGCUGCCGGUGCCAAGGGGGAUAAAGGAGAUCCAGGGCUAAAAGGGGACAGGGGUUUGCCAGGUCCUGCUGGAAUCCAAGGUGCUAAGGGGGCUUCAGGCGCAACUGGGCCACCAGGAGUUUCGGGUGCCAAAGGAGCUGCUGGCGUGAAGGGGGAUAAAGGAGAUCCAGAUAAGACCAUGACCACAAAAGUUACAAGUUUGGAGAGCAGGAUUUCUGCUCUAGAGAAGAAGCUGGCAUCCCUCCAGAAGGUUCUCUACUUCGAAGCUGGAGCGAUCUCCUCUGGGAACAAAGUGUACGUGAGCAACAGAAGGGAAGCUGAUUACACGACUGCGAGAGCCAACUGUGAACAGUUCCAGGGGACGCUGCCGACUCCCCAAACCAGCGCCGAGAACGCGGCCAUCGCCCAGAUUACGAAAGCCUUAAACAGGAGAGUGUUCCUUGGCAUCAAUGACAUUAAAGAUGAAGAGGUUUUUGUUUAUCUCAAUGGGAACAAAAUUGGUUAUAAAAACUGGUACGCGAAACAACCGGAUGGAAAAAGGGGCGAAAACUGCGCUGAGAUGAUGGAAAUUGGACAGUGGAACGACCGGGCCUGUGGCGCUAGGAACAUAGUCUUAUGUGAAUUUUCAGUGUGAUGACUACAUUAUUAGUUUAAAUUUAAAA